Alligator mississippiensis (American alligator) is the source of this 3440-nucleotide messenger RNA. It is a transcript of the gene CNGA1, whose product is annotated as cyclic nucleotide gated channel subunit alpha 1. The transcript is spliced from 10 exons. Bases 839 to 2821 code for a protein of 660 amino acids. Gene Ontology annotation, cellular component: intracellular cyclic nucleotide activated cation channel complex; plasma membrane. The record is from RefSeq and is a predicted model, not a curated record. Gene Ontology annotation, molecular function: protein-containing complex binding; cGMP binding; intracellularly cGMP-activated cation channel activity. Gene Ontology annotation, biological process: monoatomic cation transmembrane transport. Lineage: Eukaryota; Metazoa; Chordata; Crocodylia; Alligatoridae.
GCCCGGGCUGUCCCGUGCAAGGCAGAGGGCUCUGCCCUUCCCCACGGGCCAGUCCAGCUCUCCCCCACGCGGGAGCCCACCUCGAUGGCAGGGCGCCCGGGCCGGCACCACCACGAGCUCCCCCAUGGCUCCGCCCACGCCCCCCGCGGAGCCCACCGGGCACACCUGCCACCCCGUGGCAGCAGCCAAUCCCGGCUCGCUCCGCCCAUUGUGACGUAACAAUGCCUGGCUGUGGAACUGGGUACAAAGGGGUGGAUUCCAGGCCGGUUACUCGCGCCGCAUGCGGCCCUUGAGGUCCUGGGCGCUGCUCCAUGAAGCCAUGCUCUUGAGGGGGAGCUGGAGCCCAUCGCCUCUGCGCUGCAGGGGGCUCAUCCAAGCCCUGAAGGCCCCCCACUCUUCCUCUCUCUCUCUCUCUCUCUCACACACACGCCCUCCCCCUGUGCCUAGCUAGGCGCAGAGCCCAGGCCUUAAGCACCCAGGUGGGAUGGGCUCCCCCAGCAAAGCACAGACUCGUGUCUGGGCCUCUUGCGGGCUCAGAUCAAAGGUAGUCCUAUGCUUGCUUGGCAGGGGAAGCACUGUGACCACAGAGGCAGUCUUCCAAGUCGCUCCCGAGGAAGACCGCUCUCCUGGCACAGGGAUAGCACCUGCCAAGCUAUGUUCGUUCAGUGUGGGAAUGUUGCUGAAUUAAAGGACUGCAUUUACUACUAGGAGAAUCAGAUUAGAUUACAAAGGGAUAAGUCAGACAGCCCUGAAGUUAUAGUGCUAAUAUACACAAAACUUGACUUUUGUGAGAGUUACACUUUUAAGGAGAACAGGAUAAGGCCAUAUCCAUCUAACCAUGAAGGUAGGUGUGAUUAACACCCAGCACUCCUAUGUAAACAUACCCACAGUGACAGUAGAAGACACAGACAUGGACAAAGAACUAACAGAGAGCAGAGAAAGCAGGAAACCAUAUAUGCAUGGUGGCACUGCACUCUACAAUGUUAACAACAACAGUAAUAAAGAUGAAGAAGAGAAAAAGAAAAAGAAAAAAGAAAAGAAGAGCAAGUCUGAAGAUAAAAAGAAAAAGGAUCCAGAUGCACAAAAAAGCAAGGGAAAAAAGGAAAAACAUAAAACUAAAGAAAAAGAUAAAGAAAAAAAUAAAGAUAAAGAAAAAGAUAAAGAAAAAGUUAAAGAUAAAGACAAAGAUAAGAAGAAAGAAGAGGAGAAGAAAGACAUUUUUGUUAUUGACCCAGCAGGAAAUACAUAUUACAACUGGCUGUUCUGUAUCACGAUGCCUGUCAUGUACAACUGGACCAUGAUCAUUGCUAGAGCCUGCUUUGAUGAACUUCAGAAUGACAACUUAACCAUGUGGUUCUUUUUGGAUUAUUCUUCAGAUAUUAUCUAUAUUGCUGACAUGUUUGUACGGACAAGAACAGGGUACCUGGAGCAAGGCUUGUUGGUGAGAGAAGAAAAGAAACUCAGAGAGAAAUAUAAGGCAUCUUCCCAAUUUAAACUAGAUUUCUUCUCAGUCGUACCAACUGAUCUACUGUACUUCAAGUUAGGGCUGAACUACCCAGAGUUAAGACUAAAUAGAUUGCUUAGAGUAGGUCGAAUGUUUGAGUUCUUUCAGCGAACAGAAACAAGGACAAACUACCCAAAUAUCUUCAGGAUCUCUAAUCUUGUCAUGUACAUUGUGAUUAUUAUUCACUGGAACGCUUGUGUCUACUACUCAAUCUCCAAAGCAAUUGGAUUUGGGGCAGACACUUGGGUCUAUCCUGACACUUCUGAUCCUGAAUUUGCUCGCCUGAUUAGAAAAUAUGUAUAUAGCCUCUACUGGUCAACACUAACAUUGACCACUAUUGGUGAAACACCUCCUCCUGUAAAGGACUCUGAAUACUUUUUUGUAGUUGCUGACUUCUUGGUUGGAGUACUGAUCUUUGCUACUAUUGUUGGUAAUGUUGGCUCAAUGAUUUCCAAUAUGAAUGCAGCCAGAGCAGAGUUUCAAGCAAGGAUUGAUGCCAUUAAACAGUAUAUGCAUUUUCGAAAUGUGAGUAAAGACAUGGAAAAAAGAGUUAUCAAGUGGUUUGACUACCUGUGGACGAAUAAAAAGGCAGUGGAUGAAAGGGAAGUUUUGAAGUAUCUACCAGAUAAACUAAGAGCAGAGAUUGCAAUCAACGUUCAUUUGGAUACAUUGAAGAAAGUCCGGAUCUUUGCAGAUUGUGAAGCUGGCUUGUUGGUUGAAUUAGUCUUAAAACUCCGGCCUCAAGUCUACAGUCCUGGAGAUUAUAUUUGCCGGAAGGGGGAUAUUGGACGAGAAAUGUAUAUUAUCAAAGAAGGCAAACUUGCUGUGGUAGCUGAUGAUGGAAUUACACAAUUUGUGGUUCUUAGUGAUGGCAGCUACUUUGGGGAGAUUAGCAUUCUUAAUAUCAAAGGUAGCAAAGCUGGCAAUCGAAGAACAGCCAACAUUAAAAGCAUUGGGUACUCAGAUUUGUUUUGUCUCUCUAAAGAUGACCUCAUGGAGGCUUUAACAGAGUACCCAGAUGCAAAGGCCAUGCUGGAAGAGAAGGGUAAGCAAAUCCUGAUGAAGGAUGGCCUACUGGAUUUAGAAAUUGCAAGUUUAGGAGCUGAUCCAAAAGAUGUGGAUGAGAAGGUCACAUUUAUAGAAGGGGCAGUGGACAGGUUACAAACAAAACUUGCAAGGCUUUUGGCUGAGUAUGAUGCUGGACAGCAGAAACUGAAAAAGAGACUGACAAAAGUUGAGAAAAUCCUGAAACGAAGCACGGAGCUUGAAUUUUCAGAUUUAGAAGACUUAGAACCUGGAGGUUCUAAACAAGAAUAAAAUACAGGGGAUUGCUGCUGGCAGCUACAGCCAAAUCACGCAAGGGUCCCCAAGUCCUUGCAGGAUAUCGCUCUUUAUUAUAAAUAACUAUUUGGUCAUGCAACAUCUCUCAUUUCCUGUUAGGCAACAGACAUAGGUGACGAGCAUGAGGAACAAAAAAGGUGAAGAUUCAAGGCUAAGGGUGGAGUAUAAUGUAUCACUUAUGCAAGACAAUGUGAAUGAGCUCAUUCUUUAUAUAACAUUAUUAUACAACAAAUGUAUUUAAUCUACAUACUGUAAUACAUUGGCACCCAUGUCAAGUUAUACUACAGAAUAUAUAUUUUUUCUAAUUUUCUUCUCAUAUAAAUAUGGGAAAAAGGAAAUCUUUGGUAACAUUUUUAUUUGUUAUCUGAAGUCUGUAUACGUAUGUAUCAUAUAUGAUGAUACUACAAUAACUUGUAUACAAAUAAGCAUAUUAAAAUAUAUUUAUUGAUUAUAUAUCUAUAGCUAUAGAUAUAGAUAUAUAUGAGAUACAGUCCAGUAACUAACCUUGGAGUAUUAUGUAAUGACAAUUGUUCAACAUUUGCAGUGAGACUUGCAUCUAAUGGUGAUAGCUGGGAAUCAUGGAAAAUUAUUUAGC